AGCGUGGUUGUCAGACCGGCCGGUGCGCAGGGAAAGUUGCGGCAGGGAGCCAUGUGACUAGCUUUAAAGGGAUUUUACCACUUUAAAUCGCGACAACCACAUUGACAGGGUUACACGGUGAUUUAAACUGAAUUACUCGAAGAAGAUGCGAAGAGCAAGAAUUAUUAUUAAACCCAAUGUCAGGCCAGGAGGUCGAGGUGUGGCACCCGCAGCUGAGGACAAGAGCUCCCAAGGGUCCACAGCUGUUGAUGACACCCAUCAAAAGCUGUCAUCUUCUCCACAGUCUCAGCUGGAAGUCAAAGAGUCUGCUGUGGCGACAGGAGAUGGAAAUGUGCCCGGCUGUCCAUCAGAGAAAGCAUCACUGAACAUUAAUGAUGGCGCGCCAUCUAGUGUCAGCACACCUGCAACUACAGUACAUCAGAGGAGGAGCAGAUUCUCUGCCACACCAAACCUGGCCAGACCCAAAGUCUGUUCUGCUCCUCCAUCCACUGGAAAGACUGUUUCUCUUCCAACAGAGCCAUCCAAGAUAUCAUCCCCUUUCCAGGCAGCCAAGUCUUUUCCUCAGUCUCCCAUCCCAGUUGCUAUCAGCAGAGAUGAUUCACAACACUCUACAUUCUCAGAUGCCACUACAGCAGCUAACUGCCCUCCAUCCUCACCAUGUCUUCCAUCCACAUUUGGCUGUCCAGAAUCUCCAUCAUCAACACCGUCACAACAAGAGCCUUGCCGAACUCCCCAAAAAAUCCCAAAUGAGGAUUUCAGGCCUCAAGAAGGAGCAACUCCAAUGUCAUGCACACUCUCACCGUAUGUGAAACUGUCUCGUGUUGAUGGACCAGACUCUCCUCUCAGGGAUAAAAUUUCUUCUGACAAGCGGCUGGUCUUGAGGGCCCUCAAACUGAAAGAACUGAUGAAGCUGGAGAGGAAGAAAGAAAGAAUGGAGAAGAAGAGUAGACUGCAUAAACGUGAGCAUUGCAUUGAGCCAGAUCAUGAAAAAAUGACUUUAGCUGGCUUCAUUUAUUACCUGCCAGAGUCAAACCCUAUGAAGUCCUCCCUUUCCACAGAGGAGACUCAAACACAGACCACUGCUCCACCAACUCCCACGGUGCAGAAAAAUAUGGCAGAAGCAGACGAGGAGGAGGAAGAUGCUGAUGAGGAACUGCUUGUUCCCAAAGUCAAGGUGGCAGAAGAUGGCUCACUGAUUUUAGAUGAAGAAAGUUUGACAGUGCGCGUGCAAAGGACGUCGGAUACAGUUGUGGAGAAUGCAAAUCCACUGUUUGAGCGAGGCUCUACUACAACAUACACAAGUUUCAGGAAAAAAUGCCAUGUGAAAAAUUGGUCUAUCAGAGAAACGGAUAUGUUCUAUUUGGCCAUUAGUAUGGUGGGAACAGACUUCUCCAUGAUUGCUCAGCUGUUGACUCACCGUAGCAGAGCAGAAAUUAAGAAUAAAUUUAGGAAGGAGGAGAAAACAAAUUCAUGGCGAGUGGAUAAAGCUUUCAGAAAUAAGCAACCAUAUGACAGCGAGCUUUUCAGUUUCCUGCUCAAAAGGAUCUUGGCCAAAGACAAACAAAAAGGCAAAUCCAUAAAACUGGUUGUGAAAUCCAGUAAAGCAAAGAAAAGCAAAGGUGGUAAAAAAUCCAAACAGCUUGAGGACAAGGACUUAAUUAAUGAUGAUGAAGAUGAUGAAUUGUGCAGUGUGGACAGUGUCUGUUUUGAUUUAGAAAAGGAGAAUGAGGACAGCAGUGAUAUGAAUGAAGCGGAUGUGUUGUCAAGUACAAGCAAGAAGCGUAAACGCACAAAAGACACUGAGCCAAAAGUGUUGUCAUGUGAGAAAGCGUGCAAGCAAAGGAAGAAAAACAAGACACCGAAAAAAGUACUGAAUGAAGAAUCUGCUGAUGGAGAAAAUGGCACAGUGAAUGACGAGUGUAAUGAGGCUUCUGGCAUCCAAACUAAAAAACAGAAAUGCUCCAAAAAGUGCAAGAAGGAAGAACAGGAACUUACAAAAUGUAAACGGAAGACUAAAAAGAGCAAAAAAUCACAGCAAGAGUGUACUGGAUCUGAGCUGGGUGCUGACUGUAGUGAAGUCCUCUUAACAGACCCCGGUGCUGAAGAUGAUCAUGGCUCCUCCAAACAUUCAAAAAGGCUCAAUUUGGCAAAAAGAAAAGCCAAAAAAUGUUCAGAGCCAAAAGCAACAGUAGAGAUUGAGGAUACAGCAGAAGAAUGUCAAGAUAAGAGCUGCAGCGGAGCAGAGAAUGAGUUGAGGAUCAUCCGUCUUGCAGAGAAACAGCUGCAGAAUCAGCCGGUAGUUGUUCUGGAAAGAACUCCUUCAAGGCUAAAAGGUUCACACAGCUCAUCUGAAAGCCAAGACCAACCACAGUCCUCCCAGAGCCCGCAGCAUUCUCCUGGACGGCUGAUGAGAGCAGAAAAGGUCAAACGCAAUCUGACUGCCUCCGGUGAUGGUAGUGAAGUCUCGAAAGCAGGCCCCGGUGUUAAAGAGGAUCAAGGUGUCAGGGUGAAGCUCAUUCCAGAGAGCUCAACUAAGGAGCAGAUUUCACAAAGCUCCUCCAAACAUUCUCCUGGGCGGCAGACGAGAGCAGACAAGGUCAAGCACAAUCUGACUGCUUCAGAAGGGGAUCAGAUAGACCAGUGUCAUACUGGCUCACAUCCAUCACCAGAGGAUGUGAGCAGCACUACCAUGCUGAAUCAACUGGGCAUCCAGGACUCUAAAGAGAUGGAGGAUGAUCAACGCAUGGAGGAGGAUUUAAAUUUACAUCGUUUAGAGUUUUUAACUCCAUCUGAAGUAAAUUGUCAGACAUUACUGAGAAGAGCAGUUGUGUUGGUGUCUAAUGACGAAGUGAAGCACUACCUCAGGAGUCAAGCACAAACCACUGCAGAGGAAUCAACAACCUCUGAGAGUCCGCAGGACACAGCACCUGCCAGAGGCCAUCAUGUGGGAGAGCAUAGGGAUGGUCUUGAUGAGCACGGCUCCUCUAGUGGUGUUCUGGAAGAGAGGGUCUCUCAAGAUCCAGAUGUGAAGGAAACCGACACUGCCUCUGUUUCUGCCCAACUAAGCAUUGCUGAAAAAAGGAGAAGGUUUUCCAAGCCCAAACCCAGUCUGAGCCGGGCAGCACAGUCCAUCCGCAGACCUCUGAAUGAAAAUACCCAGUCUUUCAAACAUGAAUCAGUGCUGCUGCAAUGUAGCAUUCCUGUGGAAGUCCAAGUGAAGAUUGCUCCAAAUGAAUGCCUUGUUGAAGAGCACAGGGACCGUCCUGAGGAAGAGCUUACAUGUUGUGUUACUCCAGAAGUGAGCGGCCCUCAGGAUGUGAAGGAUGAUGAAGCAGAAAGCACAGUAGAUGAUCUUCCUUCCUUGACAUCAGUUGUGAGUAAGACAGAGGACCCGGAGAUCGAACUCUUUCUUGAGAGGCCUCUGGUUCCUGACACCACACCGUCAGACAAAGAUGUGCCUGAAAGAAGAAGAGAAUUUGAAAGGUCUCCAUCUCGGACGUCUGAGAAUGAAGAUCGAAUUACUGAUCAGGAGGAACAGGAUUCAGAGGCUGUUGAGUCUGAAGUCACAGACACUAUGAUCGAGGAACCUCAGACAGAGCAGAAGAGGAUUAUUCCAGUCAGCUGUUCUGCUGAUGGUUCCUCAGUUUAUGCUCAGGGCAGUAUUGCCCCAGAGAGACACGGUCAGUUUGAUGAGCAAACACCCACCAAGCUGGAAGGGGCAUCUCUAGUCAUGAUAAACCUUCAACAGACCUCAGAGCCUAAUGAAGAUCCUGCUGAGAAGCCUGAACAUAAGAGUCCUGUUAAAGCCAAGCAUAGUGAUUUGGAUCAUGACAAAGAGAAGAUCUCCAGAGAAGAUAAGCUUCUGUCAUCUGAAGGAACUUUACAGGAACAUAAACAGGAUGAGGAUCUCCUGUCCCCUUUUUCUGAUCCUCCAAACGAACCUGCAAGCAACAUGUCUGAUAUGGACAUGAUGCAGUUUAGUGAGUCUGCAGCUGAAGACGUUCAAAUACCAGACGAGCAGGAUUCAGAAAAUCAGGACGGCACAGAGGAGCCAUCAGAAGCUUCUGAGGAAUGCAGUGCCUCUCUCAAUGAAAAUGCAAAAUCUGAAAUUUCAGAUUCAGCUGGAGUGGAUACAGAUAAACAUUCUGAGGAGGAGCCCACAUUUAUUUUAACUCUAUAUGAGAUUCCAGUCUCUGAGUCUGCCUUUGGGCAGCAGGACACUCCCCCUUAUGAACUGCAGCCAGCACAAGUCCAGACACCCUUGCUGUUCUCAAGCAGUUCACAUUCUCAUUACUUCACAUUAGAGCCUUCCAGUGCAUCUCCGAACAUGGCGUCUGAAGAGACCAGUAAUCUAUAUAAAAGUAGUUCUCGCAAGGUGGUGGAUGACUCCCUGGAUCCUCUUUCAAAGGAAGCAGCAGAUGAUGCUAGUACACAAUUGAUAUCCUCACUGGAAAGCAGUUGUGAUGAUGUGAACUCUUUAAUUAGUCCACUCGGGAUGUUCUCUUGUAAUUCUGCCACGCCAACACAUGUGCUGAAAUUGGAUGAGAUCCUGACAGAAUCCCCAGAAACUAAAGCACCUUCUCAGAGGAGAUGUAGAUGUCAGAAUUUACCAACAUCUCAAACCACAGCACAAACUGAGAUUGAGACCAACCAGAAACUAUCUGUGCAGGAAACAAUUGGUCCUGAAAGCCACUCAAGCCUUGAAGACAGUGAGAGGGAAGCCCGUCCUGGGCCUGAUGGCAUGAUAUCAACAGCCAUUGUUCCAGGGUCUGAAGAUAUGAGAGAUGAGAGUCACCUGAAGUGGGAAUGUCCUCUCAGAACAGAACUCCAGAGGAAUGAGGACUCUGUUGUUGACCCUCCAGUACACAGUACAUUCAUAAAGGAGUCUGAGGGGAACAACGAAGCUGGUUAUGAGGGUAUUUCACACAUAGUGUUGGCUGAUGCCUUCGUACUCUCAUCAGAAGAAAUGAAGGAUGUUUUUAAUAAGGAAAAAGAAAGCCCUUAUGAUAGUGAGCUCCAAAUACCUGAGGGCUUAUCUGUAUGUCUGACAGAGAGUGAGAAAUCUGUUCAUUCAGUUAUUGACCAAGAGGAAAUAAUGGCAGAUAUUUCUAAAAAUCCUGAUACUUGCAGAGAGAGAUGUGUGUCAUCAUCUGCAUUUCAAGAGAAGACUAUGCCCUCUAGGAGAGGCAAGUUGCAAGUGAAGCCUAAAAUCCCCAAAACAACAUCUACUGAAGACGAUUGCUCUAGACAGAAGCUAUCUGACUUUGGGUAUAAUGAUCCAGCCACAACUCAAAUAAUUUCACCAGAACCUCUGAUUAAAGAAGAAUCCAGUAAAGUGGAACAGAGAUCCGAGCAAGAAGUUUUCUCUGAUAUUCCAAAGGAGGAAUUAGACGGAGAGCCUGCUGGGAUUGCUUCAUCCUCACAACUUCAACAGCUUAUACCAUUCAGCACUGUAAAAUCAACAGCAUGCACUGAAUUGCAUCCAGUGGAACUGAAAACAGAGGGUAGGCAUGAGGAUGCGUCACAUGUGGUGUUGCCUGAUAUAUUGGUGCCGGUUUCUGCUGAAAUGGAAAAUGGUGAUCAUAUGGCGAGUGGAAGUUCUGUCCAAAGCAGUCUCCAAAUGGGUGAAGAGAGCCAGCAGGUUGUCGCUGCAGAAGCAGACCAGGAGGUGCUUUCGCAUGAGGGUGUUUCACACAUGCUGCUGACUGAUAUGUUGAUCCCCGUCUGUGAGAAAAUGGAAGAUGAUUUAAACAAGGAACGGACAACAGCUGGAGAGAAAAGCCCUCAUGAGGAAGGAAGAUCUCAGGUGAGAGAGGAUCCAGAUACCGCAGACCUGUUCUGUCAAGUGUCACAAUCAUCAAAUGUGGGACCAUCAGUAUCACCCAAGAGGAAAAGACCCACUCGAAAGAAAAGCAAGUUAUUGGUAAAGAUGACGUUUCCCAAAAGAAAGACUGGAGAUUCCCCUAAGAGUGGCGAGCAAUCACAAACCGUUCCUCUGUCAAUCUUAAUCUCGGAGUCAACACAGUGCAGUGCUGAGACAUGUGCUCACUUCCUGCCCACUGGCUCGGAGAACCAUGAGGAAGCAUCUGGGGGAGGUUCACACAUUGUGCUGUCUGAUAUUUUGGUGCCUGUAUUGGAUGAGACCGCUGAAUGCAGCCAUCACAAAGACCCCUUAUCUGCUGGUCUUCAAGAAGUUGAGAAGUCAACAGAUAUUGAGAGACCAACAAAUACUGAAAUGGAAGAGAUGACCUCAAGUCAAUCUGUGGCAGUGGAAUGGAAAACACCUUGCUGUAGAAGAGGCACACUGCGUCCAAUGCCUAAACUGUCAAAAAGAAAAGAUGAUCCUUCAGAAAAUGACCUCGGUCAGCCCAGCUCUACACAGACCUCUUUAGCUACACCUCAGCAGUCCCUGGACCCUCAAGCUGCGGAAUGGUCUCUCAGAAGCAAUAUGCUGCCCGUGGACUCAGAUGAGAUGGAGAACUGGUGUGAAGGAGUUUCCCACAUGUUGCUGUCAGAUGCAUUUGUGCCCGUUUCUGAAGAGACUGGAGAGAACAGCACAGAGCUAAAAGUGUUUGUCUUAAGCAGUCCUCAUAAGCAUGAGCAAACCACGCUUAGUCCGACAAAGAGUGAGGAGACAACCUCUGAAAUUUCAAGUGAUGUACACCAAUUAGACACUACUUCUGACAUGAGAAAAUCAAAUGAGAGUCUGCCAGCAUCACAAGCAAAAAAAUCACCAGCAAGAAGUACAUUUCAGAUGACACUAAGGUCACCUGAAAGACGCCUUAAAGAUCAGCCUUGUAUGCUGAAGUCAACCCAAGCUGACCCAACAGCACCUCAGCGAACUCCGACAUCAAAAGUGCAAGAGUCCAUGGGAACUCCAACAAGACAACAAACAGAAGAGAUCUCAAGUGCAUGCUGGGUACAGUUAGAAAGGUUAUCUGUAGAGGAAAUCUGCAGUGCUCAAAGUGUCCUGCAACCAAAGCACCACAGCACACCUGUCACUGUAAAACCCACUUCUAGAGGGAAUGAGAUGGACAAGGCAUCUCUGGCUUUGCAUGGAAGCAGAAGCUCUGGUUUAGGAUCACCCAUGCCGCCAGGUUACUCGCCAAGGGUUGUCCUUCAUCGUAUACCAUUAAAAGCUACUGAUGAGAACAUUUCUACACAUACUUCGUCCCCAGCUAGAGUGUCCACCACACCCUCCCGAACACAGGCUCAUCAGCAGUCUCCUCAAAACAGCCCUCCCGUCUCCAGUUUGGAUGCUGAUGAGACUCCUGAUCAAGUGUCCCACAUCUUACUGCAUGACAUCUUCACUGAAGUUGUGGAUCUGGAUUGACUUUCAUUUGGAUUGUUUUGGUUCAGUUUCACUGCUGCUAUUCCAGUUCAUUGCACUUACUGGACGAUGUGUAACACUGUUACACUGCUAAUUUUAGACCUGUUAGUAAUUGUAAUAUAGUUCCUCUAAUUAAAUUUUGUUCAUGAAGGGAACAUUUAUAAAUAUUAUAUACAUUACUGUUAUGAGGCCUUUGCCCUUCUUUGGUGAUGAGCCAUGCGGUGAUACAGGUUAAGUCACAGCUCUGUUAUUUAUUUCUAUUUAUUUAACGCUGAACAUCGAAACACUUUUAUCAGUGUGUUUUUACUGAGUGAUCUUGUUUUGUUCUGUGCAAAUAUAUUUGUUUUUAUGGUUACUGUAUGUUACUUUCAUUUGUUUUUCUUUCUGAGGGCAAAGCCCUUUUUGUGGGUUAUAAUACCUUUCUCCAGUGAGAAUAUAUUAUAAAGAAUGUUUAUGAAUAAUUAGAUAUUGUUAGUUGUAUUUGCAAUUUGUGGUACAGUCUGGAUAUUACAGCACUGGAGAAAUUAUAAGUAAAUAAAUGAAUAAUCACUUUCUCCAA
Cyprinus carpio (common carp) is the source of this 7889-nucleotide messenger RNA. RefSeq names its product transcription factor TFIIIB component B'' homolog. The record is from RefSeq and is a predicted model, not a curated record. Lineage: Eukaryota; Metazoa; Chordata; Actinopteri; Cypriniformes; Cyprinidae. Gene Ontology annotation, biological process: RNA polymerase III preinitiation complex assembly. The transcript is spliced from 44 exons. Gene Ontology annotation, cellular component: transcription factor TFIIIB complex. The coding region runs from base 146 to 7333 and encodes 2395 amino acids. Gene Ontology annotation, molecular function: TFIIIC-class transcription factor complex binding.